Molecule: messenger RNA, 1575 nt
Organism: Phaeoacremonium minimum UCRPA7
Lineage: Eukaryota; Fungi; Ascomycota; Sordariomycetes; Togniniales; Togniniaceae
Exons: 1
Coding region: 1-1575 (524 amino acids)
Biological process (GO): protein import into nucleus
Cellular component (GO): nucleus
Molecular function (GO): guanyl-nucleotide exchange factor activity; small GTPase binding
Source: RefSeq, a predicted model, not a curated record
AUGGCGACCGUCACAGUCCUGGAGGUCGGCGGGUUUACCGCUCCUCCUCCUCGUUCUCCCUCGCCCAAACUGGGUGACUUCUCCAAGAUCUUCGACAUGGGCUUCUUCCUGAACUCGAAACCGAAGUUGCCUGACCUUCCCGUCAAGUUACCCUCACGUCCCACGUCACCUCUGCUUCCCGAGACGACCUACACUACCCCUCGAUUUCUCGAUGGCCUGGACCUCUCCAAGCUUGCCUCCCCGAUCAAGUCCAACAAAGUCGAGCCUGUCUCGCCUUCCUCGAUCGACGCGCAGUCAGCACAGAAGUCGAGCUCCUCCGCUGCUGCUGAGGCUUACUCUACACCCGCCUCCAGCCCGCCGUCCUCCUCUGAGAAGACUGUGAACAACGAUUCACAAUCUGCUCAGAAGGAUACCCUUCACAAUGAAGCUCCCAAAAUCCCCAAAUACACUGGCAAGCCAGUUGCUACGCCCGAGACCGAUAACGACCCCGAGUUUCACGCUUACGCUUGCGCCUAUACGAACGCCAAGGCCGACGCUACUCCUGGAUGGAACGAAGGCGUCAAGGCCUACUAUGCCAUGCAGAUUGCCCAGCAAGAGCGAAUUGUACGCGCUCAGACCAGAGUGCUCAAUAGCAUCUUUGCGCAAGAGUUCAUCUUCUCUGUUCCUUGGUCUAAAAUUCCUCAGCUCCACGACUCCCGACCUCAUGGGGCCAUCGUGCCUUGGUCUGAUGGAAUCGGACAUCAUAUCGGCCCCAAGCCUCCUCCGAUGGACAUAAUCAACCCCCUCUAUCACCUGCCGAAGCCGACAAAGCUCGCCGUUCUCAAGGCUGAGCUUCUGGAAGAGUACACCUUGGACCGAUCUCUAUUCACUAAAUUGGACGGCCUAAGAGACCCCAUCCAUGUCUUUGUCGACCUUUCCAACAUCGUCAUCGGCUUCUAUGAUUGUGUCAAGGCCCAGCGUGGCUUCCCAUCUUCUCAGAAGGUUAAAGCACCCCCUUUCCUCUUCGAAGCCCUCGCAUUGCUUCUGGAGCGUGGCCGAGAUGUGGCCAAGCGAGUCCUUGCUGGAUCCGUCGUCAAUACUUGGGGAUCCUGGCCUGGAUACAUGCUCGAGGCUCAACAGUGUGGAUACGAGAUGAACAUCUUGCAACGCGUUGCCAAGACUCCCAAGCGCAAGGGCCCUCGUGGAAAGUAUGACACUACCUCCGGCGCUGACUCCUCCGAUGACACUCGGGGCGCCACGAAGCGGCCUUAUCCCCUCAAGCAUGGAGAACAGGGCGUUGACGAAAUUCUUCAUCUCAAGAUUGCACAAAGCAUUCUGGACUACAACCCUUCCACCAUGGUCUUGGCUACUGGAGACGCCGCCGAGGCCGAGUACUCGGACGGAUUCAAGAAGAACGUUGAGCGAGCGCUUGAGCGAGGUUGGAAUGUCGAGCUGAUUGCCUGGCGCAAGGGCAUCUCCUAUUCCUGGCGCGAGCAGAGCUUCAAGCAGAAAUGGGGCACCAAAUUUCGCAUCAUCGAACUUGAUCCAGUCGCCGAGGAACUACUUGGUUUCUACACCACUCCGUUGGUCGCUUAG